AUGAAACAGGCCAUCGAGACCCGGUAUGUCAGUGAUAGCCAAGUCGCUGAUCCCGACUACCUAGAUAACUUCACCCGGAUCACAACCUACUGCACCCGGAUUGCCCCCGCUGACGUCACGGCUCAGGCUCACCUACGGGAAGGCACAAAGGUCUAUAUGUACCAGAUGACGCGUACACCAACCGUCUCUAUGUAUCAUGUCUUUUUCCUCGGCCCCAAGUGGUUGGGUGUCGUCCACGCGGACAGACCUGCCCACCGUCUUCGGCCAACGGUGCGGCUACGUGAGGGCUGGAUAAUAGGCGAGACCAAACCAUUUAAUACCGAUGUGGACUUCUUGAACGUCAGUACGCAGGUCGACAUUUACAAGAGUAUCCCGUACGCCGAACCCCCAACUGGCUUGAACAGGUUCAAGCCACCAAUCCGGAAGCGAGCAUGGGACGGAGUCUUGUCGUGUCUGAGCUUCAAGCCGGCGUGCAUGCAGACUUUCCCAUCCUUGAGCGGCAUCGACGAAGACUGUCUGUUCGUUCACGUCUACGUGCCUCACGAUCUGCCCGAUUAUGCCGACGUCAUGGUGUUUUUCCAUGGGGGAGCCUACGUGUUUGGCUCGGGGUCCAUGCCGGAGUACACAGGCUACCCUCUGGCGUCCGUCGGCGGAGUCAUCCUGGUUACCGUCAACUAUCGCCUGGGGCCCUUCGGAUUCAUGACAACCGGCAACAAUGACCUCCCAGCGAAUGUGGGUUUGCUGGAUCAAUUGAUGGCGCUAGAGUGGGUCCGAGACAACAUCAAGAGUUUUGGGGGCGAUCCUGACAAAGUGACCAUUUUCGGUGAGAGUGCAGGGGCUACCAGCGUGGGUCUACAUCUGCUCUCCAAGCGGAGUGUCGGUCUCUUCCGUAGAGUGAUUAUGCAGAGUGGUGUCCCCACGACCAUUUUCGCUUACCGUCGCGACGUAAAGGAAGUAAUUCAAGAAACGGGGCUCAUUGCGGCCUCUGUAGGCUGCUCCAACCACACUUCUUCUGAGAUGGUACUGUGCAUGAAAAGCGUCCCCGCCAGGGAACUACUGAUUAAGGCCUUCCAGGUGACCAUUUCUUUCCAACCUGUGGUGGAUGGUUUCUUCCUACGCGACCGGCCAGAGACUUUGCUCGUGAACGGCGACUUUCCUAACAAAGUCGAUGUUCUCCUGGGUACCUUAGCAGAUGAAGGCGCCACCUACGCCCUCGUGGUCGACAUGAGCGCCUACAACUCAGCGACACCUCCUCACAUGAACAGGACCAAGUUUCUUCAGGCGAUACCCAGAUACCUCGUCGAUGCCGACACGUCGGCCGUCUACCAAGCCCUGGACGCGGUCUAUGCCAACCCGGACCAGCUGCAAGACCCAGACGCCAACUACCUGGAGAACUUCGUCAGGAUAACCACCGAUCAGAGUUGGAUAGCACCUGCAGACUGGACGGCUAAGGCGCACCUGCAGGCUGGCUCCAACGUGUUCAUGUAUUACAUGACCCACCGGCCAACGGUGUCUGUCAUGGACGUGUUCAACCUCGGUCCUGGGUGGAUGGGAGCUGCCCACGCCGAGGAUCUCCCUUAUGUUUUCGGCAACGCCUGGGCUGAGGAGCUGUUUUACAAGACCAAGAUUCCUGAAGAUAGAGAAAAAGAACUCGCUGCCAAGGUCAUGACAUAUUGGGCAAACUUUGCUAAGACUGGAGAUCCUAAUGGCCCAGGCCUCCCUGCCUGGCCAAGAUACACGAUGCCUGACCAGCGAUACAAGGAGAUCUCGCUCGACCUGGGAAAUGGGCGAGGUCUGCGACAGAACCACUGCCACUUCUGGAAUGAGUACGUCCCUAGGCUCCUGACGUUGUUUGGUCCAGAUGAAAAAACGUUUACCGAUUACGAGUACGAGACCAAGCGGUGGAGAGAGAGCGACAUGCCGGCUUGGAUGGCCUCACUAAACGCACUUAAAUCAUGA
Messenger RNA from Acanthaster planci (crown-of-thorns starfish), 1959 nucleotides. RefSeq names its product acetylcholinesterase-like. NCBI's taxonomy places the organism in Eukaryota, Metazoa, Echinodermata, Asteroidea, Valvatida, Acanthasteridae. Gene Ontology annotation, molecular function: acetylcholinesterase activity. Gene Ontology annotation, biological process: acetylcholine catabolic process; choline metabolic process. Gene Ontology annotation, cellular component: plasma membrane. The record is from RefSeq and is a predicted model, not a curated record.